Messenger RNA from Strongylus vulgaris, 300 nucleotides. The record is from the annotation of a GenBank genome assembly. NCBI's taxonomy places the organism in Eukaryota, Metazoa, Nematoda, Chromadorea, Rhabditida, Strongylidae.
CGAGCGAAACUCGAUGAGUCACGUACAUCGGUAGCUGAAGCCCAAAACUAUUGGGGAUUCGCUAACUUUCCUAACCAAGUAUUUCGCAGAGCAAUCAAAGAUGGAUUCAAUUUUACGCUGAUGGUAAAACUUGUAGAGAAUACUGUAAAACUCAAUUUGACCUUGGUAGACACCCCUGGUUUUGGCGAUGCUGUCAAUAACACUCGAUGCUGGGAACCCAUCAUAAACUAUGUCGAUGGGAAGUUUUUGGAGUAUUUUUCUGAAGAAACAAAAAUCGAAAGGAAGGAACGACCUGUGGAC